AUGACGGAGCAGCAUACCCCCUUCCCCGACCCCCUCCGAUUCGACCUCAAAGGCCAAGUGCAGAAGCUGCACGACCUGCUCCCCGCCAGAAUUCCCUACGCCAAUGCUUCUUUACAAAAUGCGCCUUCCCGACGUGCUCUUCUCGACGCUCUCUCUGCUUUGCUUCAUGUCCCACAUCUCACCAUGACAGUAUCAACCCUCUUUCGGCCAAUCCUCAUUGACCUUUGCGCACGGUGGCUGGAGGAAGAACUCGAGUUGCUUGACAAGCUAGAAUCACUCUGUUUGAUGUUGGAGGUGCACCAAGAGCUGUUUCCCUGCCUAUAUAGUGUUCUGGCUUCGCUCUUGCGGUUGCCGGUCCUUGAGCGUGGUCCGCUCCAUGUGGUUCCUUCAAACCCGCCCCCGUCUAAUGACAUCCUCCAACGCAUUUUACUCGUAUAUUACCGGAUCUUGCAAGCGAAUCGAAGUCUUCCCCGAUCAUUAGGGUGGCCUCUUUCUCCCCUCUCGAAGCUCGUCGGGGCGCAAGAUCUCCCAAAUGGCGUUCGUUUUCUCGCCAUCCGGUGUUAUUCUCUACAAGCUGGGAUGAUGGAGGGAGAACGGGUGAAGCUCGAGAAGGAAGUGCUGGGGGAGGUUUCUCAAGUUGAGUGCAAGAUCGCCUUCGGUUACGGCGAGGACGGGAACCCUCGCGAAGUGGAUGGCUGGGUCCUACCGGUACUCGAGCUAGAGAGAGUAACCCAGGCGAGGAACGCCCCUCUGAUUGCAAAUAUACACGGUGUCUUAAUGCUGCGUUCCGAUCGCCCAACUCCCCAAUCCUCACCACUCGUCGAUACACCAACUACGAGCCGAGCACUACAACAGAUUGCGUUGCACUUGUCACUAGACGUCCCCAUCCUGCUCACCUCUGCUCCGUCUUCCGGCAAGAGUCUCCUCAUCUCGCACUUGGCUCAAACACUCCACCCUUCCUCCAGGAAUCAUGUUGUCACUAUCCACCUUGCCGACACAUCUCUUGAUCCCCGAUCGCUUUUGGGCUCCUACGUCUCUUCCCCCUCCCGACCCGGUACAUUCGAGUGGAAGGAAGGUGUCCUUGUCCGUGCCAUGCGUGAGGGGAAAUGGGUCGUACUCGAAGACAUCGACCGCGCGACAAUGGAGAUGUUGGGAGUCCUCAAGCCCCUGGUCGAAUCUUUGGGCGCCGACAAAUGGAUUGGAGGUCGAGCACGUUUGAACGUCCCUAGUCGCGGAAUGGUUGAAGCCCAAGCUUCUUUUGCCUUGUUUGCUACGCGCUCCCUGCAGCUGUCUCGCCAGGGCACAUUCCCUUCCCCCACUUUCUUCGGCGCCCACAAGUUCUACGAAGCCGUGAUGGACUCGCCAGGAUCCCGCGAUCUCAGGACCAUCGUGGACAGUAAGUUUCCUCGUCUCGCCGGUGCUCUCGCGCAAGGUGCCAUCAAUCUUUGGGAGGGCGUACGGGCUGUCGGGAUCUCCGCGUCGAUCCGGGACCCUGGCAUUCGCGAGCUUGAGAAAUUUUGCACGCGCGUUGGUGGACUCCUCCCUUCCAACCUCCAGACCAUGGACUGCGACGAAGACCUCUCACAACCUCUCACCCUCGACAUGUUCAUUACCAACCCAACCAUUCGCGAGGAUAUCUACCUCGAGGCGCGCGACGUUUUCUUCGGGGUGGGUGCGACCACCGCCUCUGGACGCGCUCACCUCGAUGCCGUCGCUCGUGUCGCAGCGACCCAUCUGGGUAUCACGGAGGAACGAAUGCACUGGAUCCUCAACAACCGCACCUCAGAGUUCGACAUCGAGAAGGACGUCAACGGUCGUAUCGUCGCCGUUCGUGCAGGCCGCAGUCGUCUCCCAGCCCGCGCAAGCUCGGUGGAUAUGGCUCCCGCGAUCACCCGCCCGUUCGCGAUGCAUCGUCCAGCGAUGUCGCUCAUCUCCCGCCUCGCCUCGGCCAUCGCACUUGGCGAGCCGCUCCUCCUUACGGGCGAGACCGGCACUGGCAAAACGAGCGUCGUAACACAUCUCGCAGCCCUCCUUCGCCGGCCUCUUAUCUCCCUCAACCUUUCCAACCAGACCGAGUCGUCAGACAUCCUCGGAGGCUUCAAACCCGUCGACGCGCGCAUCCCUGGGGGCGAGCUUUACCAACGCUUCGUUGAGCUCUUCGGGGCGUUGUUCAACAGGAAGAAGCAGAAUGCCCAGUUCGAAGACGCUGUCAGGAAGGCGGUCCAGGAGAGGAAGUGGAAGCGGGCGGCGGCGAUGUGGUUGGAGGCAGUGAGGAUGGCGAAGGAUAAGCUUACGACGAGACAGGCGGAAGAAGAUGACAAGGAACUGGAAGGAGGGACCUCUCGUAAACGAAGAAAGGCCAAUCCAAACUCUGGUGUCUCAGUCGGUGCUUGGGAGGCGUUCGAGCAUGACGUACGGACAUUCGAGAUUCAACACGUGCAAGGGAAGAGCAAGUUCGCGUUCGCGUUCGUGGAAGGACCGCUGGUGAAGGCGCUCAGGAAUGGCGACUGGAUUCUGCUUGACGAGGUCAACUUGGCCACGUCCGAAACAUUGGAAUCAAUCUCCAGCUUGUUGCACGGUCCCACUGCGUCCAUCACACUCACUGAGCAAGGAUCAUUAGAGCCAAUUCCUCGCCAUCCUGACUUCCGCCUCUUCGCAUGCAUGAACCCAGCCACUGACGUCGGCAAGAAAGACCUCCCUCCUCAUAUCCGUUCGCGCUUCACCGAGCUGGACGUCCCGCCACCGGAUGCCGACAAGGACACGCUGCUCACCAUCGUGGCUCAGUACAUCGGCGGUUCUGCAGUAGGCGACAAAGGAGCAAUCAUGGACGUCGCGGAGUUCUACACCGCGGUGAAGGGGUUGGCAGAAGAACGACAAAUCGCGGAUGGCGCCAACCACAGGCCACACUUCAGCAUGCGAACCCUUGCCCGUGCGCUGACCUUCGCAUCAGACAUGGCCCCUUCGUACUCGUUGAGGAGGGCGCUGUGGGAAGGCUGUCUCAUGGCUUUCACCAUGGCCUUGGACAGUCCCAGUGCGGCCGCGGUGACUGCGUUGGCACAGAAGCAUCUUCUUGCAGGAGUCAGGAAUCAACGCUCGUUGCUCAUGAAGGAACCCUUACCCCCUGGAGACCCCUCUGCGUUUGUGAAGCUCGGUCCGUUCUACCUCGAACGAGGCCCUUAUCCUGAAGAUAUUGCAGAAGAUUACAUCAUGACGCCUUCCGUCGAGACCAAGCUCAUCGACCUCGCGCGUAUCAUUGCCGCCAAGCGCUUUCCUGUACUCAUCGAAGGCCCCACGUCUAGUGGCAAGACUAGCUCCAUCGAAUACCUCGCCAAGCGCACGGGGCAUCGUUUCGUUCGGAUCAACAACCACGAACACACGGACAUCCAAGAGUACAUUGGCACCUAUGUCUCGGACCCGAUCACCGGAAAGCUCGUCUUCAAGGAAGGCCUACUCGUCAGGGCCCUCCGUCAGGGCGAUUGGAUCGUCCUCGACGAGCUGAACUUGGCCCCGACCGACGUCCUUGAAGCUCUUAACCGCCUUCUCGACGACAACCGAGAGCUUGUCAUCCCCGAAACUCAAGAGGUCGUCCGGCCCCAUCCUCACUUCAUGCUCUUCGCUACCCAGAAUCCUCCCGGGCUCUACGCGGGACGCAAGAUUCUCUCGAGGGCGUUUCGCAACCGGUUCCUCGAGGUCCAUUUUGAAGACGUCCCACAAGCCGAAUUGGAGACGAUCCUGUGCCAGCGGUGUCGCAUCGCCCCAUCCUACGGUCAACGCAUCGUCAGUGUCUUUAGGGAGCUUCAGAAGCGCAGGCAGACCAGCCGAGUCUUCGAGAGCAAGCAAGGGUUCGCCACCCUCCGUGAUCUGUUCCGCUGGGCUGGCAGAGACGCAGUUGGAUACGAGGAGCUCGCGACGAACGGGUACAUGCUCCUUGCCGAGCGCGCGCGCAGAGACGACGACAAGGCCGUGGUGAAGGAGGUCAUCGAAAAAGUGAUGAAGGUCCGUAUCGACGAGUCGUCUCUGUACGAUCUCCAGCGCCCCAAGUUCGAUCCCUCGGACUACCUUGGAUGCCCUAUGCCCUCCUCGACCCAAAUCGUAUGGACCGCCGCUAUGCAGCGCCUCUUCGUCCUCACGGCACGUGCCCUGCGGUUCAAUGAGCCCGUCCUGCUUGUCGGCGAGACUGGGUGCGGGAAGACGUCAGUCUGCCAGCUGUACGCGGAGGUCCUUUGUCGCACCCUGCAAAGCGUCAAUUGCCAUCAAAACACGGAAACUGCGGACCUCAUCGGCGGACUCCGACCAAUUCGCAACAAGGCAGCGACAGAAGUCGAAACUGUUCGCGAGACCGUCGCGGUACUGUCGGAACUUGGGAUCUCGCUUACCGCUCGGGAUCCCGAGUCUCUUGUCAAGGUCAUCGACAAGCUUCUCAAAUCACCAACCUCGUCUCCAGAGCACAUCACCACGUUGCAUGAACAUCGAGCUCGAUUGCAACGCCUUUCCGCUCUGUUCGAAUGGCGCGAUGGCGCGCUUGUCGAAGCCAUGCGCAACGGUGAUGUCUUCCUCCUCGACGAGAUCUCCUUGGCCGACGACUCGGUUCUCGAACGUCUCAACAGCGUUCUGGAGACAGGUCGCACCAUCGUCCUCGCGGAGUGUGGUUCCGACAGCGCGGAGAUCCCAGCAAUCAAAGCCGAUGACGACUUCAAGCUUGUUGCGACUAUGAAUCCUGGUGGGGACUAUGGCAAGAAAGAGUUGUCUCCUGCCCUUCGCAAUCGCUUCACCGAGAUUUGGGUGCCCGCCAUCACCGAUCGACGGGAUCUAGAGUGUAUCGUGCAAACGUUGUGGCAGCACGACUCCUUGAAGGUCUUCACCCAGCCCCUGUUAGAUUUUGUUGAAUGGCUUUGCUCUACUGUCGGUGAUCACACAUUCGCAAAUUUACGAGAUAUCUUGGCUUGGGUGUCAUUCUCAAACGCGACCCUGUGUGAGACUACGGCGUCGUCCAUGACGGCGAGCGAGAUCUUCCAUCAUGCAGCCGAGAUGACUUUCUUGGACGGGCUUGGAACGAUGCCCCAACUUGCAGCGUACUCAAAGGAGGCCCUCGGCCGUCUCAGGUCUGGUGCUGUUCUCAAGCUGAACGAACUCGCGCCAACCUCGAUCGAUCCCGAGAAGCAAGCGCCAUCGGGCGAUGACAAGAAUAUUCAUUUUGGUCCCUUCGCCAUUCCUCGCGGGCCUCUUGCCGCCGUGGUUCCCAACUUCAGCCUGGAAGCGCCCACCACCCGCGACAAUGUCAUGCGCGUGGUCAGAGCAUGUCAGCUCCCGAAGCCCAUCAUGCUUGAAGGUAGUCCGGGAGUUGGCAAGACGAGUCUCGUCGCUGCGCUCGCCAACAUCUGCGGGCAUAGUCUCUGCAGAAUCAACCUUUCCGACCAGACAGAUCUUGUCGACCUUUUUGGCUGUGACCUUCCGGUAGAGGGUGGCGAGCCUGGCCAGUUUGCAUGGAAAGACGCCGAGUUCUUGCGCGCCUUGCAGGAAGGGCACUGGAUCCUCCUCGAUGAGAUGAACCUCGCGCCCCAAUCUGUCCUCGAGGGACUCAACGCGGUCCUCGAUCACCGAGGCACGGUCUACAUCCCGGAGCUAGGAAGAUCAUUCGUCCGCCAUCCAUCGUUCCGCAUCUUUGCCGCGCAGAAUCCUCUUCAUCAAGGAGGCGGAAGGAAGGGUCUACCGAAGUCGUUCCUCAACCGCUUCACGAAGGUCUACGUACAGGAGAUGUCGCCCAACGAUCUUCUCCUCAUCUGCCGCAACCUCUUCCCUCGAUACCCGGAAGACCUUUUGCAGAAAAUGAUCUCCUACAUGUCGGUUCUCAACGAGGAGACGAUGGUCAUGCGAUCGUUCGCCCGAGAAGGCGCGCCCUGGGAGUUCAACCUUCGCGAUGUCAUCAGAUGGGCCUCCCUCCUCCAACAUCCUCAAUCCCCCGUUCAUCCAGCGCAGUUCCUCUUCCCCAUCAUACUCCAGCGUUUCCGGACACCGGAAGAUCGCCGUCGCGCGUACGCUCACUUCUCGGCAAUCUUCUCUACCACGGACCCUAUCACCACCUCCUCGCUUUCAAUCUCCCCGUCAAGUCUUCAAAUCGGCCACCAUCAAUCAGCUCGCGCGACUCGCUCCUCGACUUCGCGUACAGGGUGCAUCCUACAGGCGUCCUUGUCUCCACUGGAAUCUCUCGGCAUGUGCAUCAAGCACGGAUGGCUUGCUAUCCUGACCGGCCCGCGGGAUAGUGGUAAGACGAGUAUAGCAAGGACUAUUGCUGACAUGUCAGGACAUAUCCUUCACGAAGUUUCCAUCAACAACGCCACAGACGCCUCCGACAUUCUUGGAAGUUUCGAGGAGAUAGACCUCAGCUACUCUGUCAAUCUCAUCGCUCAAGAACUCCUCGACAUCCUCGACGACGUAUCCCGUUCUCAUCUCCCCAGCCCUGUUUCAGCCUCAGAUCUUCCCGCAAUCGUGCGGAGCUUUUCACAAGUCCUCGAUAGCCUGGAGGACCUUCCGAGUCAAUAUCGCUCUAAAUGCGCGCGGGCGCGAAUCGAGGUGGGGCAGCUGUCAUCAAGAUGUCCACAAGCGGCCCAACUUCAAUGGGUCGAUGGUGCUCUUGUUCGUGCUCUGAAGGAGGGACACUGGAUUCUUCUCGACGGAGCUAAUCUAUGCAACCCUUCCGUUCUUGAUCGACUCAACUCCUUGUGCGAGAUCGGGGGCUCACUGACGCUGAACGAGCGAGGCGCGGUUAACGGCGAAGUUCAAGUGCUGAGACCCCAUCCCAACUUCCGACUCUUCAUGUGUGUCGAUAGCCAGUACGGAGAACUUUCCAGGGCCAUGCGCAACCGUGGCAUCGAAAUCGCACUAUCAUCUACCUGGAACGACGAGGACAUCAAGCGCAUACUCACUCACAUCCGGUGCUUCCCUAACACCGUUGAUAAUGAAUUUAGUCUCAAGAGGUCCAUCAUUCUUCAAGCCCAGAUCAGACGUGGAUUGCAAGAUCUCGAGACUCCCGCAUUGUUGGACAUAUCUUCUUGCCGACUCGCUCUCGAGGACUCCGUCAACGCUGCAAUCGCCGAUCUCGUUCCAACUCUACGUCCUUCGCCGCCCACUCACCCAAACCGCGCGUUAAACUAUUUCAUCGCAAGCCACGUAGCCCCUCUCUCAUUCCAUCAUCAUCAUCGAUUCCUCUCCAGCACACCUUCGGAGACGUUCUGUUCAGUCCGGUCACUGUUGGAAGCGCUAGAAUGUAGUCACAUUUGUUCUACUACGAUCCAAAUGCGGAUGGAUUUCAGCCAAACCCUUCACGUCCCGUCUGAUGCUCUUCUUGCGCAGCCGUUCGCCAUCGUCCCUCAAUCAACGCUCGUGAUUGAACCCGGAACAAAAAUUCUACGUCUACUCCGGCUGCUAGUCUCCACAUCAGUUGAUUACGGUCAGCCUUUGGAAGAACCGGACAUCGACAUGCUAUCACAAACGGUAUCGUUCGGACGCUUCCUGCGUCAGGCAAUUGACAUCUCGGUGACUUUUGACUUCUCGCUGGCGUUUGCAAUGGUCGAGUGGUUCCGCCAAGCUCUUGCAACUACGACUUCAGAUGCACUCGGUCUCAGAUCCAUCGUCGACGGGGUCAAAGCACUAGAAGAAACCGUAUCACUAACGUCCGGACUGGCGCUGACGGACCUCUGGCAAGCACUCUCAAUUCCUAUUGCUAUUGACAGGACUGGAGGCAAAAUAACUGCACUUGAAUGUGCAAGUCAAUUGCGAACACAAAUUUCCGAUGUCAUGGCCAUGUGGACGAUGCCUGCCUCCAACGUGGCUCAGGAAGACGUCUUGUUGGCUCUGACCGUACAGCUUGAACUAAACCUUCCUACAUCCAUCUAUGCAUGGCUGACCACUGCUCUACAGAUUCUGAAAGAGCUCGUGGACUAUGGUCACUCGGACCCUGAGGCUCCGCUCAAGAAUCUCAUGGUGUUCAGACGCCUUGCGUGGUUCGUAGAUUCUCAAGAAUCCCCGCUGUCUACCUUCACGCAGGCACAAGCGCAGUGGCUGAACGACUUGUGGGACGCAUCUUCCGUUGGAGAAGUAAGUUGUCUUGCAUUACAGCGCCACUUCCAUGAGCUUACGCACAUCUCAGCUCUCGGGGCCCUCAGCACUCUGCCACCCACUAUGGCCAAGCUGUCCUCACACGAAGCAGCGCUGCGAAGACGUAUCGGUUUCCUCACAGGUCAGCUCAUGGGACACACAAGUCGCGCAUCACAGAUGGCAAAUAUGCUGGCUGGGACCGUCGUAAUCGUUAGUAGUUCUUCCGGCCCUUUCGACAAACAACUAUUUGACCAGAGCGUUCCUGCGUCGCUCUCUGGCCCUUACCACCGACAUCUACGCCUCCCUCUUUUGGCCCUUAUGGGACACGACGACACGGCAUCUUUCUUGAAGUUGGGCCAAUGCUGGAUCGCCCUCUCGAGGUUCCUGCUAGAACUCUACGUUCCCAACAUCCCAAUCGACCCGGCCGCGAUAUUGCAGUGCUCUCAGAGGUUUCUGUCAGAGCAACGUGCCUUGUUGGAGGACGAACUAGCACUGCAGCGCGCGUACGAAAAACGGACAAUCGGGCGACCGGACAACUUCAUCAUCCAGCACCUCUCUGAAUCGCUCCAGACCCUCAUCCACAACAUGCCCACACUCUGUAGCACCACAAGCAACCGCACGAGCAUCAUUCAGCUUCACGCCUACUGGACGGAAGUAUCGCAAUUCCUUGAUCAGGUGAUCUCACCAGUGAAGAUAGACGCGAUCAUCUCAGCUCUGAAAACCAAGGGUACAUCGGCGCAGAUGCGAGAGCAGGUUGUUCAAGAGUCAAUUGCUGCGUUUUCCAGGAGGCUGGACUCCGUCUACCCCGAAUACAGAGAUAUCAGCGGACCCAUCCAUCUGGCCCUCCUUCAAUUGAGACUGGGCCUGCGUCUCUUAGCCGACGUUGCAAAUUCCGACGAGGCUGAUAUCAAGGACCUUGGUUCCACCGCUGGCACUCUCGUUUCGUUCCCGCCCUCCAUUGCCAGCCUCCGUGUCCGCCAGUCAUUAGGCCAGCACCCGUCCAGUUCCCAGUUUUCUCAUGUCCUUUGGAGAUUGGCUGCAGCGUCUAUUGACGUGUUCUCAGGCGCGGACUGUUCUGUGUACAUCCCCCAGAUCGCCGAGAUCUACGAGCAAGCCCUUGGUCUGUGGCUCAUCGAUAAAGCGAGGAAAGAGGAAGCAGAGCGUCAAGCACAGUCUUUGUACCGGAACGAAUCGAAUGCGGUUGCCACUGAGGCGGAGAACGAGGAACAGGACUUCCUCUCUCUGUUCCCUGAAUACGAAGACCUUCUGGACGAGGAUGCCCCCCAAGUCGGUUCCUCGACCUCACGCAAAUCCUCCGACCUUGUCGGUGCCGAUGAUGUCAGAAGAUUGUCGACAAUUCAUCUGAGUCUGUUCGUACAAGACACCCCUCAGCUCAGCCCCAGUCACAUCGAUUUACAACGAAGACUCGCUCGGGAAAUUCUCAUCACCCAUUCUGCUGCUCUCCCGGAGGUACUCGAUAGCUCAAGUCGCCCGUACCAGAUCUCAAUUCUUCUUGACCAUCUCUCUGUCCUCCACGGCGCUUCGCGUAGCGUCAACAAACCCUACAACUUCUAUGCCGACCCCAACCAUCUUGGAGCGCGUGACCACACGGCUCGUUCCUUGAUCAAAGAGUGGCCCGAUCAAAUGGUACUUCAACACCUCCACGCACGUUGUGAGGCCAUCCUUUCCCUCGGUUCUAUAAGUCCAGUCGCGAAGGUCCUGUCAGCGAUCGAGCAGCUUCUUCUACAGAUGGAGGAUUGGGAAAUGUACGCGAACAGGGAGAACACCCUCAAAGCUUACCAGCAGGAUUUGGUCAGCACGGUUGUCUCGUGGCGCCGCUUAGAGCUCUCUUCGUGGAAAGGGCUGUUACACACGCAGGCACAAGAGUUCGCGGAAGGCACUUCGGAGUGGUGGUUCCGUCUGUACGAGGCGACAGUUCGAGGCGCCUCCGCGGCUGCUCAAGAGGAAGACAGCAAUAUCAACGCGCUGGCCACCUACUUGGAAGGCCUCGUGCCGCUCCUGGACACGUUUAUCACCUCGAGCCCGCUUGGCCAGUUCACUGCACGUUUGGACCUCUUACGCGCUUUCGAAGUCUUCGUCACGGAACUUGCCAAUAUCCAGAUUGGAGAAGCAGCCGCUGCGUCUCGCCGCGUACACAAUAUCCUCUAUUUCACCCGCAUAUACUACUCUCAAUUCACCCAGAAGGUCGCGGCCUCUUUGUCAAGUCAGCAGAGCUCGUUGGAGAAAGAGAUCCGCAACUUUAUCAAGCUCGCGAGCUGGAAGGACAUCAACGUGCACGCGCUCAAGCAAAGCGCUCAACGGACCCACAGGCAAUUGUACAAGUGUAUACGGAAGUUCAAGGAGGUCCUUCGGCAACCCAUCACCGCGCAUCUUGUCCCCGGCGCUGCUGGCUCAGACGAGCAGAACCCCGACCACGACCCACUUACUCUUCUCCUUCCUGCUGAGAUCGCUCCUCUUCCCGCGUUUUCCGGUACAGUCGCUCUUCCCGACCAUCUGCUGCACCUUGACAAGACGAUUCGCAAUUUCCGCGCGGUCAUUGGAGGUCGCAUAUCUUCCGUCAUCGGUUCUCUGGUACCAAUAGAUCUCGAGGAGCUCUCUGCGGACAUCAUCACGAACAUGCAGACCCUUGCUUCCUCCAGCCCCCCUCCAGCGACAACCAAGGAGCAGAAAGAAAAGUUCUACAAGGCGCUCCUGGUCCGGAAACGCAAAGCUUGGAGCGACCUGCUCAAGGAAUUGAAGAGGAUCGGGCUAGCCGUCAACAUGAAGCCAGAAGUGCUGGAACAGCAGAGUAGUCCACGUUGGCUGAGGGAGCAGCGAAUCGCCGAACACGACGAAGCUCUCCCUCACUUCGACAAGAGCGAGAAAUACCUCAUGCGUCUCACCAAGCUGCUCCCCGAGCUCCGUGCCUCUCUGUCAAGCCAUCACGAUGACAUAGGAUUACGCGACCUGCAGCGUGGCACCAACCUCGUCGAGUCUGCGUUCUCGUUUGCACUCGAGGCCAGGGCUUCCUUCGUUGAAGCUGUCAACGAGUAUCACCAACUCCGCAUCAAUGUUGCACGACUUCAACAGGCGUAUGAAUCUCCCCGAAUCGCUGCAGUCGGUGUAGAAGCUUACCACCGAGUAACGACGAUGAAGGAAGACUUGGGUCGAUUAUGUCAAGCACUCGACGAAAUUGUCGUUGUAUGGAGGCGAUUCCUGCAGGAAAUCCCAGAGACGGAACCCUUGCCUGUGGUCAUCGCGGAAGCCGAGACGAUACUGUCCUCUUCCAGAACCUUCCUUGGCCGUUUGGUGACGAUCGCGGAGACUUUGAAAUCGUCACAAAUUCCAGCUCUUCUCGAAGGUGAAGCGGCAGUCAUAAAAGAGACCCUUGAACACGUCGAGACGGUCUCUAGGUUGCUCGUGGGAUGGAACAACGCACCCAACGUCGUCGCUCACUUCACAAAGCCGGUUCUUGAGUGGCUGCAACAAUCUUCCUUCUCUCUACGGUCCCAACUCACGCAUGGCCCUCGAGAAGUCGCCUCAGACAAUACUGGUGGGCUCAUCGACCGCCUCCUCCUUAGCGUACAGGGCAUCCUCGCUCUACCCAUGCCCACCGCCUCCACCCGCCUCAUUUCCCAGGUGACGCGUGCGCUCAAGAUCUCCGACGUCCGCGCGCUCCUCGACGAGGUCACUGCCGAGACCCUCCACGCCCACCCCGACGAGCUCUCACGGCGCCUCGCGCGCGCCCUACCCUUCCUCGACACGUACCUGGCGCUCGCGCUCGCGCAGCUCGCCAACCACUGCGCGUGGACGAAGUCCCUAUUCAAGCUCGACUACGUCAUAUGCACCGUCGUCCGCGCGGUCGCGCGCGACGGGUUCUGCAAGCCACCCGAGGGUGCAGAGGGCGAGGCUGGAGAGGCAGGGACGCAGGACGCAGACGGCAUGGGCCUAGGAGAGGGCGCGGGCACGGAGAACGUCAGCAAGGAGAUCGAGGAUGAGAGCCAAGUCGAGGGAUUGCAGGGCGAGGCGGACGCGGACGAAGACGUCGAGCGCGCGGAGGAGGAUAACGCGGUAGAGAUGAGCGAAGACUUCGGCGGGAAGAUGCAAGACGUGCCGGAGAAGGAGGACGGCGAGGGCGAGGAGCAGGAGCAGGACGAAGACGACGUGGAGCCUGAAGAGCAGGUGGGCGACCUCGACGCGAUGGACCCCUCAGCGGUGGAUGAAAAGCUGUGGGGAGACGAGAGUGGGCCAGAUGAUACGCGCCAGGACGACGGGAAGGCGGACGAUCACUCGACAAAGCAGCAGGAGAAAGAGUCUGAGAUGGCGGCGAAGGAGGAUCAAAAGGGGAAGCGACCCAAGGAGCAGCCGAAGAAGCAAGAUGAAGGGGAAGCAGCGACGCAGGAAUCGGGAGAUGGAGAGGAGGAAGAGGCAAUGCAGGAGGACCGCUCAGAGGAUGGGGAAGAUGAGACGGGGCAAGAUCAGCAAGGAGGCGCACCCCUUGAUGACUUUGUCCAAGACGCCAAGACUCUGGAUCUUCCUGACGACCUAGAUUUCGGUAAGGAGGGCGAAAAAGACAGAGACAUUGACGACGACAUCGAGAUGGAAGACGGAGACGGCGAGGAAGGAGAUGAGGAAGACGAAGCAAGGCCUGGCGACGAUGUGUCGGAGGAAGCGGAAGAUGGGAUGGUCAUCGACCCCGACAACCCCCAGGUAGCGCCAGACGACCAGCCCCCUCCUGAAGGGGUGACAGAGGAUAUCGUCGACGGAGCGACAGCACAGCCUGAUCUGCACGCUGGCUCUGGUCAAGACAGCGGCGAACAAGGCGAACAAGCUGUUGCAGAUGCUACUCAGGGCGAGGGCGGCCAAGGACCCUCGUCGUCGGGAGAAGCUGGCAUGGUCGAAGCGCAAGAUGGUGCUGGUGCCACACAUGCUCAACAGGGAGCGGCGCCUUCACAAAGCAAGCCCCGGCCUCUCCAAAGCAAUCCCUUACGCAGCCUCGGCGAUGCACUUCGAGAGAUCAAGCAACGGAUGGAUGACAUCAUGGAGAGCGACGGAACGCAGUCUCGUCCAGAACAGAACGCCCCAGAGGCUCAGAACUCUCAGCUGGAGUAUCUUCGUCCUGAAAACGACAUUGGAGCCGAGGAGAUGCAGGCUUUGGGUCCCGCGUAUCAAGAGGACGUUGCAAAGCUGAACGACCUCAAGUUCCUCGACGAGGACAUGGAAGAUCUCAACACUGUACCACCCGUGGAGGACCCUCCUAGUGCAGCUUCCGACGAAACAACUCUUCCACCGCAGUCAUUUGUCCUUCAAAGCGAGUCCACAGGCCACGCAUUAAGCAGCGACGUCAAGAGUGCUUUGACGCAGACUGAGAUCCGCUCUCGGCUCCCCGAUUCCUCCCAAGACCAUUCGGUCGCCCCUGUCUCCGCCGACGUAUCGAUGUCCUCGGAUGAGCCUGAGGAGCAGGAUGCGCAGCAGAAUAUUGAACUCGCUCUUCGCCAAUGGCAAGCCGAAGGCCAACCUGAACUCGGCGCCGAGGACAUGUGGCGCAAGUACGAAGCUCUGACCCAUGAUCUCUCCUACACCCUCUGCGAGCAGCUCCGUCUCAUCCUCGAGCCUACGAUGGCUACCCGUCUGCGCGGUGACUACCGCACCGGAAAGCGCCUCAACAUGAAGAAGAUCAUCCCGUACAUUGCCUCCGAAUUCACGAAGGACAAGAUUUGGCUCCGCCGCACGCGCCCCUCGCAGCGGGAGUACCAGGUGCUCAUCGCGCUCGACGACUCGCGCUCGAUGGCCGAGUCGCACUCGGUCCACCUCGCCUUCCAGACCCUCGCGCUCGUCGCCAACGCGCUCGGCAAGCUCGAGGUCGGCGACGUCGCGAUCGCGCGCUUCGGCGAGACCGUCGACGUCCUUCACGGCUUCGAUGGCGGGCCCUUCUCUCAGCAGGCCGGCGCGCGUGUCAUGCAGUCCUUCCGCUUCGACCAGCGCGCCACGCAGGUGCUUUCACUCGUCGAGACGAGCCUCGGCGUGCUCGCGCGUGCUCGCGAACGGCGCGCAGGCGGCGCAGGUUCCGCCGCGGACCUGUGGCAACUCGAGAUCAUCGUCUCGGACGGUAUCUGCGAGGACCACGACAAGUUGCGGGCGGUGCUGCGGCGCGCGGAGGAGCAGCGGAUCAUGGUCGUGUUCGUCAUCAUCGACUCGCUGCACUCUAAGGGUGUAGCCGGCGCGACCGGGCAGAACGAGAGCUCGAUCCUGUCGGUGGUGCGGCCAACGAUCAAAAUGGUGGACGGGAAGGUGGACCUACAGAUGGCGCGGUACCUCGACACGUUCCCGUUCGAGUACUACGUCGUGCUUCGGAACGUCGAGGCGCUGCCGGACGUCUUGGCUGCUACCCUGAAGCAGUUCUUCGAGAGGAUCGCAGAGGCUUAA
Epithele typhae is the source of this 14520-nucleotide messenger RNA. RefSeq names its product midasin. Gene Ontology annotation, molecular function: ATP binding; ATP hydrolysis activity. Gene Ontology annotation, biological process: ribosomal large subunit assembly; rRNA processing. The transcript has 20 exons. NCBI's taxonomy places the organism in Eukaryota, Fungi, Basidiomycota, Agaricomycetes, Polyporales, Epitheliaceae. The record is from RefSeq and is a predicted model, not a curated record. Gene Ontology annotation, cellular component: nucleus; preribosome, large subunit precursor. The coding region runs from base 1 to 14520 and encodes 4839 amino acids.